GGAGCUGUUCACAGGCAUAAAUAGCCAUUGGGGUUCAUUCCAGGGGGAUGAUCCUCUCGGCUCUGGACAGCGGCUCUGGGAAGAAUGCUGAGAAUGUCGUUGGUCCUGGCUCUGGGCCUCUUGGUAGCUGCACUGGGCCGCCCACGUGGCACACUGGACAGGGAGAUCCCAGUCCAGGACAAGCAGGUGGAGAUGCUCAGCACCAUUGCCUCUAGCAACACCAACUUCGCCUCCCAACUCUACAAGCUGUUGGUCUUGAAGAACCCUGGUAAAAAUAUCAUCUUCUCCCCCCUAAGCAUCUUCACUGACUUGGCCUUCCUGGGUCUGGGAGCCCAAGGAACUACCCUGGCAGAGAUCCUGAAAGGCCUGAACUUCGGCCUCCCAGAAAGCCGUGUGGCCGAGAUCCACCAGGGUUUCCAGCACCUGCUGCACAUGCUCAACCAGCCCAGGGACCAGCUACAGCUCAGCAUGGGCAAUGCCAUGUUCAUCCGAGAGCAGCUGGAGGUGCUGGACACGUUCCUGGAAGACGCACGCACUCUGUACGAGGCCCAGAUAGUCCCCACCAACUUCAAGCAGCCCGCAGAUGCUGAGCAGCUCAUCAAUGACUUCGUCAGGAACGAGACCCAAGGGAAGAUCGUAGAGCUGGUCCGGAACCUGGACCCAAGGACGGCCAUGAUUCUGGUGAAUUACAUCUUCUUAAAAGCCAAGUGGGAGAUACCCUUUGACCCCCGCGAUACCUUCGAGUCCAAGUUCUACUUGAGCAAGACCCGAUCGGUGCAGGUGCCUAUGAUGACUGUUGAGGACCUGACGGUGCCCUCCUUCCGGGACAAGGAGCUGUCCUGCACGGUGCUGGAGCUGAAAUACACAGGCAACGCCAGUGCACUCUUCAUCCUCCCCGACCAGGGCAAAAUGCAGAAGGUGGAAGCUAAGCUGCUCCCAGAGACCCUGGGCAAGUGGAAGAAGAACCUGAAGCCCAAGGACAUAGAUGAGCUCUCCCUGCCCAAGUUUUCCAUCUCGGACAGCUACGAACUGAAGGAUAUUCUUUCCCAGCUGGGCAUCAGGGAAAUUUUCUCCAGAAAGGCAAACCUGUCAGGGAUCACAACAUGUCGUGAGCUACUGGUCACCAAGGUGGUGCACAAUGCUCUGCUUGAUGUGAAAGAGGAGGGCACGGAAGCUGCCGCCGCCACAGGAUUCAAACUUGUCCCUGUGUCUGCAAAGCUGAACCCCAUCAUUUUGCGAUUGGACAGGCCCUUUCUGAUCUACAUCUUCCACAAAGACAUCAUUCUCUUUAUGGCCAAAGUGGCCAACCCCAAUCAAGCCCAGAGCUCCUAACUGAGCUGUGGGUCUUUCACAGAGGAGCAGGGCUAGAUAUCCAACAGGCAGGCCUCUGUGUGCAGCCCGCUCUCCAUGAGCCCAGUGGCCAUGGCCAGGCUGGGGAGGUGACAGCGACUGUCUCUGUGACAACUGCAUGGUUCCAUCUGGGUACAAUAAACCAUCACCCUGGGCCUGGACUCUGUCCCUGUGCCCCUUUCCUCCUGA
Messenger RNA from Dipodomys ordii (Ord's kangaroo rat), 1539 nucleotides. RefSeq names its product serpin peptidase inhibitor, clade A (alpha-1 antiproteinase, antitrypsin), member 3 (gene Serpina3). Gene Ontology annotation, molecular function: serine-type endopeptidase inhibitor activity. Gene Ontology annotation, biological process: negative regulation of endopeptidase activity. NCBI's taxonomy places the organism in Eukaryota, Metazoa, Chordata, Mammalia, Rodentia, Heteromyidae. The transcript has 5 exons. The record is from RefSeq and is a predicted model, not a curated record. The coding region runs from base 85 to 1332 and encodes 415 amino acids.